AUGCAGCUUCCGUUGCUUGGGCAGUUCGAUGCGACCUCCGUCUUGUUCUUAGCGAGGCUGCCAAUGAGCAUUGAGUGGCCUACACCGACUGACUGUGAGGCUGAUAUCGAGCGCCGCCUCUGUCUUACACAUCUCGGACUUUGGGAUGCCCUCAGCCGCAGUAACCUGCCACGGACUGUGAGCAUCCGAAUAUACAAAAAUUCUCCGACGCAUGCCUGCUUCGUCCGAUUCGACGGAUGA
Trichoderma asperellum CBS 433.97 is the source of this 240-nucleotide messenger RNA. The record is from RefSeq and is a predicted model, not a curated record. Lineage: Eukaryota; Fungi; Ascomycota; Sordariomycetes; Hypocreales; Hypocreaceae.